Sceloporus undulatus (fence lizard) is the source of this 3092-nucleotide messenger RNA. RefSeq names its product desert hedgehog signaling molecule (gene DHH). Gene Ontology annotation, biological process: regulation of gene expression; multicellular organism development; smoothened signaling pathway. The record is from RefSeq and is a predicted model, not a curated record. The coding region runs from base 274 to 1536 and encodes 420 amino acids. Gene Ontology annotation, molecular function: calcium ion binding; patched binding. The transcript is spliced from 3 exons. Lineage: Eukaryota; Metazoa; Chordata; Lepidosauria; Squamata; Phrynosomatidae.
GCCUUGGGAGGAGGCACCGCAGGGGGCAUUGGCAUUGGGGAGGGCCACUGGGCAUUGGGAGGGGCAUUACCUUGGGCACUGAGCACUGGGGGUGCAUCGGGCACUGAGCAUUCCUCCUUCCCUGGCACCGGGGGCACUGCUUUGGGCCUUGAGGAGGAGGGGGCAUUGGGGGUCCGGCGUGGCCAGUCCAUCCCCGGGGGGGGAUGCUCCCUGCCUGCUGGGGCCCAGAAGGAGGAGGAGGAGGGCCCCCUGCUGCCCCCUGAGCCUCUGGCCAUGGCUGCCCGGCCGGGUGGGCUGUGCCUGCUGCUGCUGCUGCUGCUGCUGGGGCUGGGGCUGCCUGGCUCGGAGGGCUGUGGUCCCGGCCGUGGCCCUGCGCUGGGGAAGGGCUCCUCCUCCUCCUCCUCCUCGUCCCGCCGGAGCCUGGCUCCGCUGCAGUACAAGCAGUCGGUGCCCAACGUGGCGGAGCAGACCCUGGGCGCCAGCGGGAGGGCCGAGGGCAAAGUGGGGCGCCUCUCGGAGCGCUUCGGGGCCCUGGUACCCAACUACAACCCGGACAUCAUCUUCAAGGACGAGGAGGACACCGGCGCAGACAGGCUCAUGACCCAGCGCUGCAAGGACCGUGCGAACGCCUUGGCCAUUGCAGUAAUGAAUAUGUGGCCAGGCACCCGGCUGCGUGUGACAGAGGGAUGGGAUGAGGACGGACACCACCUGCCUGAUUCCCUGCACUAUGAGGGUCGUGCAUUGGACAUCACCACCUCUGACCGUGACAGAGAGAAAUAUGGCAUGCUGGCUCGCUUGGCUGUAGAGGCUGGCUUUGACUGGGUUUACUAUGAAUCCAAAGCACACAUUCAUGUAUCAGUGAGAGCAGAUAACUCCGUGGCGAUUCGGGCUGGUGGCUGCUUUCCUGGGGAUGCAGCUGUAACUUUACAGAGUGGUGAGAAGAGAAGACUCUCUGAACUUCGCCGUGGGGACUUUGUGCUCAGCGUCGAUCAGAGCGGGCAGGUGACACCUAGUGAGGUUUUGCUGUUCCUUGAUCGAGACCAGCACCAGCAGGCCAUAUUUGUGGCUAUUGAGACAGACAGCCCUGUCUACCGGCUGCUCCUCACGCCCUCACACCUCAUCUUUGCUGCACAGGAUCCGAUCAACAGCACAGCAGACUUCUCUCCAAUCUUCGCUAGCCGGGUGCGUGUGGGGGACUCUGUGCUGACGUACCAGGAUGGCAGCCUUCAGUUGCACCCUGCCCAGGUGGUCCGUGUAUGGCGGCAAGAGGGCACUGGGGUGUAUGCCCCCUUGACUUCACAUGGCACAAUUCUGGUCAAUGGGGUGCUGGCUUCUUGCUAUGCCGUGCUUGAAAGCCACCGCUGGGCCCAUCAUGCCUUCACCCCCUUGCGGCUUGCCCAUAGCCUUUUCUCACAGUUGCCUUGGAAGGGCGAGGCUAGGAAUUGCAGCACCCAGGAGAUGGGCAUGCAUUGGUACUCACAGUUCUUGUAUCAGUUGGCACAGAGUGUGCUGGGUCAAGACACUCUUCACCCAUAAAGACUUACCUGGCAAUGUGGUUGCCCUGCAGAUAGAAACCCACUCAAGAUCCUGUACCUUUCUUGGUCUUGGUUAGAUAAAGACCCCAUAACUGAUGGUUCCUUGAAACAUGAGUGUUUGGAGCUGCAAGGGAGGGAGUGGGGAGGGAGAAGAGAGAAGCAACAAAAUGAAUGGCAGGUGUGUCUUCAGAGGUAGCCUGUUUAAUUUAAAUCAAUUUAUAUGAAUGGUUCAGGGUAGGCUGUGGAUGGAGGACACUGGACUAACUGUAGACAUACCCACAGAGUUUGCAGUCAUCAAUGACACUGUGUUCCUCCUCUAAAUUUAGCACAAAAACCAUAUAUCCCAUUGUCUUUUAAAACUGGGGUGGUGAGAUUUCUUCUCCCAUUUCCCAUUGUUGUCUCAAAGUCUGGUUGAUAAUCAUUCAAAAUAAAAUAAUAGCUCUUUCCCACUCCCCUUUCAGCUGCUUAACUUGGACAGAUGGGGGAGAAUGAUGGAGGGAUUGAGCAGAAAUAAUAUCUGGUGGGUUGAAGCAGUAGUUUUUUGGGAGGAGUAUUUCCUCCAGGCCUGGAGAAGUACACUAUUAUUUAGAGCAGUGGCUCUCAACCUGUGCUCCAAGGAGCCCUUAGGGCUCUGCCUGCACUUCCCAGGAACUCUGUGCCCACUCCUGGAAAAUGAAAGAAAUAAACAUUGAAUGAAAUUAAAGUAUAAGAAUAUAUUCUUAUAUACACUCCUAAACAUAAUUAACUUGUAAGACAUAGGGUAAGCCUCUUAAGGGCUCAGCCAUAAAAAUAAGGGCUCUACAAGUUAAAAAGUUUGGGAACCCCUGAUUUAGAGUGAACAACAACCAAGGAGUUGGGUCAGCUGCCCACUUUUGCAAAAGGCAGUAUGGCAUGAGCAGUGUCCAUGAUGGUGGUAGUGUGGGUGGUCAUGAAGGGCCAAGUAAUGAGCCUGAGAUUCAACACCAAACAAGGGUGCUUUGAAAUAGUGUGCACUGGGUCACUUUAACUCAGCAUCCUUUACUUACCUGAAUUAUAACACUGGAUUCACUGGGGUCACAAGCAGGGAAACUCCAGUCUCUCAAGCACAAGGCUGGAACUCUCUUGUGCAGGCUGGAAAAGCUGAGUGGUCCUUCUUGUGAUAGACACCUGCCUUUUCUUCCCAGUCACCUUGACCUUGAUCAAGGCUCAUCUGUACUUUUCUGUUGCCAGAAAACUUCUUUAUCAAACUUUAAAAUUCUUGCUGCUCUUAUGAAGUCUACUGUAACAAGAUUAACCCUGCCGCUCCAGAUUUUUUAUUUUUAUAUUUAAAUACAUAGUAAUUUAAGUUGUGAUCUGCCCCCUUCCUCCCACUCCCAUGCAGGGUAUUAAUGUUAAGUUUGUCAGGGGGAGGUAGGGGAGGAGUAGGUUAUUUUUGUAAUCAGCCUUAACUUUUUAAAAAUGUAAAUAGUAUUUUUAUGUGUGUUUAACUAAAGAAAAUUUCUCCAAAUCCUAUUGCACAAAGUAUUUCUUGAAGGAAACCAUAGUCUGCUUACAUAUUGAGGAGGGGGGAGGACUGAU